AUGAAAGAUAAUUCAAUACGAUUAAAAUCUACAUCUGUACAUCAAAAAUCAUCACCAUUUAAUCGCGCAACAUAUACAUCAACUGAUGAAAAAUCUUCAAUAAAUAUCGAACCAUCUAAUUGUCCUCGAACUCAUUCAAUUCAAUCGUCAUUAAUAAAAGUUGAUAAAAAGCCUACAAAUAAUAAUAGUACAAUUCGUUAUAAAAUAAGUCAUCAAGGUUUUGAAAUACAACGUUAUUCAUCUAAUAAUUGGUUAUGUAUUGAUAUGUUAAGUAAAGAUGCAUGUCAAUCAAAUGAAAGAACAUUUCGUGAAAUGAUUGAAAAAAAAGAACAUGAUGAACUUAUAUCUCAUAGCAUUUAUACAUCGGAAUAUUAUCAUAAACGUUUGUAUAAUUUAUUAAAAUCAUAUAAACAAGGUAAUUUGACACAUAUACAAUGGGCUAAACAAAAUCAUCAAUUAUAUUGUUUAAAAGCAUAUUAUAAACAAGCAUUUCAACGUGAACAAUAUCGUAUUAAUUUAAAUGCACAAAAUCAACGUCGAAAACGUGCACAACAUGCUUUUAAGGAAUGGAAAGAAAGUAAAGAUGAAGAAUAUCUUGAACGUAGUCGAAGUCAUUUAAAUACAGCUAAUAGUCAAAAUACAACAGAAGUUAUAUAUGAUAUAUCAAAACGAUCAUUAUCAUCACAUAAUAAUACAAUUAAUCACAUGUCAAUAUCACCAAGUACGGAUACUGAACUUGAAGAAUUAUCACAUUGUCGACCAAUUAGUUCAUCAAAAUCGACUACAAAUACAUUAUAUAUGUUAGACGAACAACGAUGGUCUUUAGAUGCAAUGCUUAAGCGUAUUGUUGGACUUGCUGAACCUCUACCACCACCACCAAAAAUUAUUAAUCUUCAUAAUUCAUCAUUGACAAAUCAAAGUAUUGAUAGUGGUUUUGAAUCAGGCCUAUGA
Molecule: messenger RNA, 951 nt
Organism: Rotaria sp. Silwood2
Lineage: Eukaryota; Metazoa; Rotifera; Eurotatoria; Philodinida; Philodinidae
Source: the annotation of a GenBank genome assembly